Messenger RNA from Lonchura striata (white-rumped munia), 1136 nucleotides. The record is from RefSeq and is a predicted model, not a curated record. Lineage: Eukaryota; Metazoa; Chordata; Aves; Passeriformes; Estrildidae.
AUGCGGGGGGGCGCGGCCGGGGACCCCCGCGGGCUCUGGGGGGUCCCCCCGGCAGGGACCCCCUUUGUCCCACCCAGGCCCCGCGCCGUGGGAUCGCCGCCGGUGCUGGUACUGCAGCCGCUGCCCGGGCCCGGGGCCGCCCCCCCGGGACCCCCGCCCGUCCGGGGAGGUUCAGCCCAGCUGGGGAGAGCCGGGAGCCUCUGGAAGCGCAGCCCAACCCAGCAGGGAGGCUCUGCAGGGGCUGCCAUUUAAAAAUCCAUCUCCAACCAAAACCGUAUCAAACAUUUCAUCUCCCUGGGGGGAACAAUGCAGCUUUUGGGACAGGGCUGGGCUCUGGCAGCUGCUGAGCUCGCGGCCAGCUGGCAGCUCCUGGCACUCACCCCCCCUCCCAGUGCCACCAGUGCGGGGCCAGCCAGGACUACCCUGCCUGCUCAAACGGCUCUCAGACAGAUCAAAGGGCUCUUCCCACGGGGAUUCGGUGCCAUCUGUGGGGCUGCCACCCCGCCGUGUCCCCGGCAGCCGCGUUCCCACGGCGUUGUGUGGGACGGAGCCCACAGCGGAGCGGCCAGGGCGAUCCCGGCAAACGGCGCUUUGGGAGCCCCCAGCCCAGCCCUGCCUGCGUCCCCCCCGCAGGCGCUGGCGGGGCCUUCGCAGGGCGAGGAGGAAGAGGAGGCCAUGGUUUUCCACCAUCACUACAUCCCCUGGCCCGCGCCCGGCCCAGCGCCCGUGCGGUUCCUGCACUCCUCACCUGGGGACGGGCGCAGAGCUGUGCCCCCGCCGCCGCCCCCCAGUGCCACCGGGACAGUGGGACCCGGCGUUCCCCCAGCAGCGGAGUACUACAGUGUGGAGGAGCGGGGGCUGUGAGCUCUGCCUCCCUCGAUCCCCCGGUCCUGGAUGGAUGCUCCACGCUUCCCAUGGCUCAUGGCGGUGCCAGGGCAGGGGUGCCACCGCCCUGUCACAGCCCCGGUGCCAGCCGGGCCCUGUGUCCCCACCAAGCCACCAGGCCGGGGUGGCACAGGCUGUGCUGAGUGCCGGGGUGGGCACAGACGAUGCUCCCAGCCUUCAUUAGUCCCUCCAGCUCUCAAUGCAGCGUUGCCUGUAAUUAAUUUGCUUUGUUAAGAGAGAGCCCUGCUGUC